AGAGUUGGGGUUUCAUGCCUUAAAACUUUGACAUUUUUUAGUUAAUUCAUUGUUAACGACAUAUUGAUAAUGUGCAUUAUUAAUCUCUGCAAGCGAUCUGAAAACACAUCGCUGUCGGAAUUAUGACAACAACACACAGACUAGAAGGAAACGGCGUGUAAACUGUCUUGAAUUCAGCCUGGACUGAGAUAAAAGAGGAAUUAAUAAUUUUCUUAUGAAACAGCUGUGUUUGUGAUGGUGAGAUGUACACAACAAAUGAAGUUCGGGUUACCGAGGACUGGCUGCGUUCUGAAUGGCACAUCCUGGUUUCCCCUGCCUGGUUGGAUGCUUGUGUAAAUUGGGUGAAGGAGGAGGCCAACGGAGGGGCCAUGCCUCAAUCCCUGCUGAACCAACGUGUUUUAGAGCAGUGGCUUUUAACUGACCUCCGAGAUCUGGCCCACCCUGUGCUUCCUGCGGGCCUUUCCGAUGCACAGAAGACAGAACUGAACAGCUGUUACUGUAUUCAAAUGGACUCCUUACUGGACGUCAGCCAGCCUGCAUACAAUCAACUGCAGCGGAUUCGAGGCACCGACCGCUCCAACGAAGAAGUCUCGGCCGUUACGCAGGAAACUCAACGGCCGUGGGAGGCCAAGCCUACGCGCAUGUUAAUGCUCCAGCUCACGGAUGGAGUGCAGAAUCUGGAGGGCAUGGAGUACAGACCUAUCCCGGCCCUAAGUGCCAACCUGCCACCUGGCACAAAGCUACAGCUGGUCGGACCAAUUGUUGUCCGUCUCGGGGUGUUGCUGCUGAAGGCAGAGAACGUUAAAGUAUUGGGAGGGGAGGUGGAACAGCUCUUGGAGAUGUAUUCUCAAGGCAGAAUGCUUAGUGGAAUAUUGGGUCUGCCUGAAGAAAACCAUCCACAGGUUGAGGAACCCGAUGACCAGGAGCUCUUGGCCAGCGUAGAGGCUGCGGUAGAUCUUCAGGUUGCUGACAGUGGCUAUGACAGCUUGACAUCAGAAGCUUCUGCCAGACCAUCUGUACCUCGCUCUCAGUCGCAACGACGUUUAAGUCCACAUCCUCAAGUAACUCCCAUUUCCAAUGAAGACAACUGGGAUAUGGUUGAAAUUCCAGAUGAGGACUUUAGCAGUAUUCCGGAUCAUUUUGAUGAUGUUCCACAAAACGUUGAUAACAAUAUGAUCGAAGAGGACUUUGAUGACAUCCCAUUAGAAGAACUGGAAAGUGUGAUGUGCCCCAUAGAUUCAGAAGUCCUGCCCAGCACACGGGAACACACCCAUGAAGUUGAUCAACAUACCUUUAUUGCUCCAAACUUACCAAGUCUUAAAAGUGCAGGACUGAGCAACACAAAAAUCUCCUCCGACAUCAGCAUCCACCAAAAGAUGUCUAAACACGAAAUUCCCGGUGCGGACAAAUCUAAACCGGUUGCAGGAAGCUCUACAAACCGAACGGAAUCUUCUAUCUGUGAGCGAAAAGAUACACGUAUUUCUGACACACCUGUACCCAGGUAUCUCUGCACAAUACAGGCCGGCUCUUGGCCACCCACUAAUGUUCAGGUUUUAAGACUCCAAGCCUUUAUCGUCACACUGGUGGGAAACUUGAGCAAAACUGGAGGUGUUUGGAAAUUAGGGGCCACCAUAUCUGAUGGAACCGGGUACUUGGAUGUGGAUUUGUGCGAUGAGAUGCUCGCCAACCUGAUUGGGUUCUCGGCAACGGAGGCCAGACUGCUGAUGAAAGAUCCGGCGAGACGCAGUGAGGUGACCAGUGGAAUACAGCACUGUCAGAGAGAACUGGUAGACAUGUGCUGUAUGAUGAGUGUGAAAGUGGAUCAGACGGGCAGAGGAGUUGUGUUGCGUGCCGAUCCGCUUACUGAAAAGGAAUGCUUUGAGCUGCAGAGAAAAGUGAAAGAUAAAAGAAAUUAAAUGAUGUUUAUUUUCUCUAGUCUUUUGAACUGAGAAAAUGGUUCUCGGUGAAAACAAACUAAAGCAAUGCUGGCAGUGGUUUUCCUGAUUAGACGAUUUCAAACAUGGUUUCUUUUUGAAUUUCUGAAAUGCACCAUCUACCAGUCAUAAUACAUGUUAUGCUAUUUUUAUUUGUUGUUUUGUCGUUGUUCAGUGAUUAAUAAACAAUUUAUGUCUUU
This is a messenger RNA of Misgurnus anguillicaudatus (oriental weatherfish), 2134 nucleotides long. Lineage: Eukaryota; Metazoa; Chordata; Actinopteri; Cypriniformes; Cobitidae. The record is from RefSeq and is a predicted model, not a curated record.